AUGGCGGCUGAAGCGGACAAUGGGAGCACUCUGGCUGAGGUUGCCCCAAAUGACACUAGUCUCAUUGGGAGCUACACAAAAGGAGGGCGAGAGAGGGUGCAACGACGUGCAGCAAUUUCUGCUGGCCAUAAUUGGAAGCAACAAGAGCAGCUUUUGAAGGAUACCAAGCUUGCAGGAAAGCGUCGCGCGCCUUCCAACGCGGCUUCAAAACCUUCAAAAAGUCAAAAGGCCGCUGCUACAGAGUCUCCAUGUGGAAGUGGUCCAAUAUCACAUGAAGGCCUUCCUAACGGAGCUUCGAGCGGAUCCCCAAGCUCAAAAGCAAGGGCGCUCAAAGGCAAGAAGAGAGCAGAACCGACUGGCAAAAAUGUCUCCACCCGAGGCAUGGACGAAGCAGAGGCCAUUGCAACGGUGAAACAACGUAUUGUGAAGUUUGGCAACCUCUAUCUGGGCGCGGUGAAGUCGGAGGAAAUGCGCGUUGGAAAGCGCCUUGCCAACAUCAAGACAGAAGGGCAAGAGAAGAAGCCCUCCAAACGGCCAGACCUUGUUGCACAGAGUCAGAUGAGGGAUGGAAAGUUGUGCAUCAAUGUUGAACAACAACUUGGGCACAUAAAUGGUAUUCCUUGCGGCAUGAUGUUCUAUGGACGCGCGGAGAUGUAUGUUGUCGGCCUCCACAAGCAUUGGUUAGCGGGCAUCUGCUACAUAACGUCAAAGGAUACGGAGGACGGCAAGCCACUAGCAACCUCGAUAGUUGCAUCGGGCAACUAUGAGGAUGAUGAAGACAAUGGUGACACCCUAGUCUACACAGGGCAAGGAGCAAACAAUCUUUUGGGUGACCGCAAGCAGAUUGGUGACCAGAAGCUGGUGGCCGGAAACUUGGCCCUCUUUCACUCUUACGAGAAGGGGACGCCGGUGCGCGUCAUCCGGGGGCACAAGAACGUUGAGAGCUACACCAAGAAAGUCUACACGUACGACGGCAUCUACAAGGUCGUCGCCUGGCGGCCUGAACAAGGCGAGUCCAAGCACAUCGUCUACAAGUUCACGUUGAACAGACUUCCAGACCAACCUCCCUUGGCCACAGAGCGGGUAUUUUUCUCCAAAGCGGACCAGCUGAAGAAGAUGACACCAAGUGGCCGGAAGAUGAGGAUCCUGUGCGCAGACAUCUCAGGCGGCCAGGAGAACUUCCCGGUGCCCGUCGUCUGUGACCCCGAAGACGAAGACGACGAUGCGCUGCCACCACCGUUCAAGUACAUCACGAAGAGCAUCAAGCCGGCGGACCACGUGGAGCCCCCCCCGCCCAAGGGCUGCGACUGCAAGGGCGGCUGCAGCUAUGCGCGCGGUCACAAGUGCGCCUGCGCCAAGAAGAACGGCGGGGAGUUCCCCUACGUCGACGACGGCAGGCUCGCACAGAGUGCAUCGGCCGUGUUCGAGUGCAACCCGCAGUGCGCGUGCUACGCCACGUGCAUGAACCGGGUCAGCCAGAGGGGGCUGUCGCAGAAACUGGAGGUAUUCCGCACCUCCAACAAGGGCUGGGGCCUGCGCUCCUGGAACCACAUCGCCCAGGGCACCGUGGUGUGCGAGUACGUGGGGGAGCAGCUGCGCGACAGCGAGGUGGGCAACCGGGACGACAUGUACCUCUUCAACCUCGACACCGCCAAGACCUCGCUCGAGGUUCGCCACGAUCGGGCCAAGAAGCUUAACCUGGUGGACGAGACCAACAAGGAGCACUUCGAGGACGUGGAGUGGUGCCUGGACGCCGCCAAGUUCGGCAACAUUACGCGCUUCAUCAACCACUCGUGCGACCCCAACCUCUUCGUCCAGAGCGUGUUCGUGGAGCACCAUGACGUCAGGGAGCCGCGCCUCUUCCUGGUGGCCAUGCAGAACAUCAAGCCGCUCGAGGAACUGAGCUACGACUACGGCUACCAGAAGAACAGCGUCAUGAAGCCGGACGGCUCAAUCAAGAAGGCAACCUGCCAUUGUGGAGCAAUCAGCUGCACCGGGCGGCUCUACUAAAGCGGCCCUACUUUCACUUGAGGGCGGUGGCUUGCUGGAAGUCAAAUAGGUUGUGUUGGCGGUUGGUGUAUUGCCGUUGCCUGUCCAGAAUGACCUCCUGGAUUGCAAAUGACAGACGAGAGAUUGCUUGCUUGCCAGGUCUCUGCGUCUAGAAAGUCACCGUAGGAUUUAGAAAAGGUUCACUGGAGAAAAGGUUCACUUGGGCGCAGAGAACCGUGGAUGCAUUUGCGCCGAGCCGUGGCAGGAUCACGCGGAGCGCGAUCCCAUGCCGUUUCCCUUGACAGCAAGCGUUGUCGUUGGUGUUGCCGUACUCAAAUUUUCGUUUACGUGUUUCACAAGUCACGUUGAUCCAGUCGUAUCCACCACUUGAAUCCACGUUCAAUAAGUGAGUGCCUUUCUAACAGAUGCAGCGACACUACCCUAGUACCUACUGUGGCUCGCUAGAUCUUAUGCAACAGGAG
This is a messenger RNA of Klebsormidium nitens, 2471 nucleotides long. Lineage: Eukaryota; Viridiplantae; Streptophyta; Klebsormidiophyceae; Klebsormidiales; Klebsormidiaceae. The record is from the annotation of a GenBank genome assembly.